UAGCACACGGACAGCGGGGAGGACAAGGAGUGUACUCGAGUAGAAAAUAGAGGCCAGACAGCAGGCUAUCACGGCCACAUAUCCUCUGAAGUCCAAGCUGUGUGUUUUUAAAUUCCCUUCAUUGCCUAAGGGAUGUUGUGGAGUGAAAGCAGACAUUUUGAGGAUGAUUGGAUAUAAGUGUGUCCCACAAACUGAAAUGAGGGCCCUGAUUCUGUUCUGUCUUCUGAUGAGUAAUACCAGUUCGAGCCUCGCACAAUUCAACGGAUACAACUGCGACGCCAACUUCCACAGCCGAUUCCCUGCGGAGCGGGAUGUCAGCGUGUACUGCGGCGUUCAGACCAUCACGCUGAAGAUCAACUUCUGCCCCGUGCUGUACUCGGGCUACACCGAGGCCGACCUCGCUCUCAACGGUCGCCACGGCGACGCCCAGUGCCGGGGGUUCGUCAACAACAACACCUUCCCCACGGCGGUGCUGUUCAGCAUCAGCCUCAACACCCUGGAGGCCUGUGACAACAGUCUGGUCGUCACCACAGCCUAUGGAUCUAACGCCUAUGGCAACACUUCCCUCGUUCAAAUCGGAAAUAUCUCGGGAUAUCUCGACACCCCUGAACCAGCAACGGUAAUCAGCUACCUGCCUGGCCUGCUGUACAAGUUCAGCUGCAGCUACCCCCUGGAGUACCUGGUCAACAACUCUCAGGUGGCGUCUUCAUCUGCGGCCAUUUCAGUCAAGGACAAUAAUGGUACAUUUGUGAGCACAAUGAGUAUGAUGUUGUACAACGACUCAACGUAUAACCAACCUCUGUCCAUCCCCACGGCUGGCCUGGCUCUGAAAACUAGAGUAUUCGCUGCGGUUAAAGCCACAAACCUGGACAAACGAUGGAACAUCUUGAUGGACUACUGUUACACCACCCCCUCAGGGAACCCAAACGACGAGCUACGCUAUGACCUAUUCUUCGGGUGCAACAAGGACCCCCAGACUACGGUGUUCGAGAACGGGCGGAGUCAGUCGGGACGCUUCGCCUUCGAGGUGUUCCGCUUCGUGAAGCACCGGCACCAGAAGAUGUCCACCGUGUUCCUGCACUGCGUGACCAAGCUGUGCCGCGCCGACGACUGCAUCCUGCUGAUGCCCAUCUGUGGUCGGCGAAGACGACGAGAGGAGGAAGGAAGCCAAGAAUCCAGCCUCGCCUCGUCUGAUAAGGCGGUCCUCUCAGCGGGGCCUAUCAUCACCAGGAGUGAUGAAACUCCAGCCACUAAUUCACAACUUGCAGGAUCAAACGACUCUUCGCUGCCAAUCAACCCAGCGACCAGCGCCCUCAUAUCGGGCGUGGUCAUCCUGGGCGGGACCAGCCUCGCCUUUGUCCUGGUUGCGCUCCGCCUCCUUCGGAGGUCCCGCCACCCAACGAUGACAUCAUCAGGGGUUUGGAACCCAACCUUCAAAUGAAUUGAUCAUAGGAGUACACUGUACACUGUACACUGUAUGUAAGCAUGUGUGUCACCAUUAUAUCCAUAUGUGUGUGUACUCUUUGAAUGUAAAACUAGGAUAGUCGGUGCUAGAAUGUUAUAUACUAUAUAUACUCAUAUACUAUAUAAACUGUAUACUUGUUCUUGCCUGCAUAUUUCUUUGCUAUUCAUUGGUAUUAUCAAACAUAAGUACUGUAACAUUUUUCUUUAUAUUUUAUGUUAAUGUGAAUUAUUAAAAUUGUAUCAAGAAUACUAAACAAGAAGUAGAAGCAAAAAAAUGGCAGAUUAAAAAAAAUCCAAAUGGGAGAUAUAUAUACAAAAGUUUGCAUUGGGCCAUAUUAUAAAUAUGUAUUAUUUCAUCAAAUAAAAUG
Messenger RNA from Gadus morhua (Atlantic cod), 1832 nucleotides. It is a transcript of the gene zpld1b, whose product is annotated as zona pellucida-like domain containing 1b. Lineage: Eukaryota; Metazoa; Chordata; Actinopteri; Gadiformes; Gadidae. The coding region runs from base 164 to 1441 and encodes 425 amino acids. The transcript is spliced from 10 exons. The record is from RefSeq and is a predicted model, not a curated record.